This is a messenger RNA of Falco peregrinus (peregrine falcon), 18026 nucleotides long. It is a transcript of the gene XKR6, whose product is annotated as XK related 6. Gene Ontology annotation, biological process: phosphatidylserine exposure on apoptotic cell surface; apoptotic process involved in development; engulfment of apoptotic cell. NCBI's taxonomy places the organism in Eukaryota, Metazoa, Chordata, Aves, Falconiformes, Falconidae. The record is from RefSeq and is a predicted model, not a curated record. Gene Ontology annotation, cellular component: plasma membrane.
CGGUCGCUAGGCGGCCCGGCCCGUCCUGCGCGGGCGCGGAAGCGCCGCCCCCGGAAGCGGCGGGCGGGCAGGCGGGCGGGCGGCGGGUGGGGGGGGUGCCGGGAGUGGGGACGGGGGGGGCAGAGCGAGCGAGCGCGCCCGGCGAAGGGGCCGGAGACGCGGCGGCGGCGGCAGCAAGAUGGCGGCCAAGUCGGAUGGCGGCGGCGGCGGCGGCGGCGUGGGCUUCGCCCAGCUGCACAACCUGGACGAGGCGGCGGCGGCGGCGGCGGCGGGCGUCUGCGGCGGCGGCGUCGGGGCAGCGGCGGCCGAGGGCGCGGAGGAGCCGGGCGGCAGCAGCUCCUUGCACAUCUGCCACUGCUGCAACACGUCGUCGUGCUACUGGGGCUGCCGGAGCGCCUGCCUGCGGAACCUCUUCGGGCGGGCGGCCGCCGCCGCCGCCGCCGAGCCGCUGGCCCCCCGCCCCGCCGCCGAGGGGCCGCCGCGGGCGCCGGAGGGCGGCGAGGCGGGCGAGCGGCCGUGGCUGGACUGCCUGUGGAUCGUGCUGGCGCUGCUGGUGCUGCUGGGGGACGUGGGCACGGACCUGUGGCUGGCGCUGCACCACUACGGCCGGCGGGACUACGUCUGGUGCGGCCUGACGCUGGCCUUCGUGCUGCUGCCCUCGGUGCUGGUGCAGAUCCUCAGCUUCCGCUGGUUCGUGCAGGACUACACGGGCGGCGGGCUGGGCGCCGUGCAGGGCCUCAGCAGCCGCGGGCCGCCCAUGAUGGGGGCCGCCGGCCGCCGGGGGGGACCCGCCGGCGGGGGUGGAGGAGUCGGCGGCACCGCCACCCCCGGGGCGCAGCGCCUCUGCAGGAUCUCCGUCUGGGUCUGGCAGUCCGUCAUCCACCUGCUGCAGAUGGGGCAGGUCUGGAGGUAUAUCCGAACUAUGUACCUGGGGAUCCAGAGCCAGAGGCGGAAGGAACACCAGCGGCGUUUCUACUGGGCUAUGAUGUACGAAUAUGCAGACGUAAAUAUGUUGCGCCUCCUGGAAACCUUCCUUGAGAGCGCCCCUCAACUGGUGCUACAGCUCUGCAUAAUGAUCCAAAAGAACCGUGCAGAAACAUUACCAUGUGUGUCCUCUGUGGCCUCCCUGAUGUCCCUGGCUUGGGUGCUAGCCUCCUAUCACAAGCUUCUUCGGGACUCUAGGGACGACAAGAAGAGUAUGAGCUACAGAGGGGCCCUCAUCCAUCUCUUCUGGCGCGUCUUCACCAUCUCAUCCCGAGUUAUUUCUUUUGCUCUUUUUGCUUCCAUCUUCCAGCUCUACUUUGGGAUCUUUGUAGUGGUCCAUUGGUGUGCCAUGGCUUUCUGGAUCAUCCAUGGUGGGACAGAUUUCUGCAUGUCUAAGUGGGAGGAGAUCCUCUUCAACAUGGUGGUAGGGAUUGUGUACAUUUUCUGCUGGUUUAAUGUCAAGGAAGGGCGGACUCGAUACAGAAUGUUUGCGUAUUACACGGUAGUCCUGACGGAGAACGCUGCCUUGACACUCCUUUGGUAUUUUUACAGAGAUCCUGACACUACUGACUCAUAUGCCGUGCCAGCACUGUGUUGUGUCUUUCUUAGCUUUGCUGCUGGGAUAGCUUUGAUGCUGUUAUAUUAUGGUGUGCUGCAUCCCAUGGGGCCAAGAGCUAAGAUCUUUGCCAGCUCCUGUUGCGCCGAGCUGCUCUGGGGCAUUCCUUUGCCCCCUGAUGUUGAGCCCAUGGCACCCCAAACCCCUGGGUACCGGGGGGCCCAGGCUACGCCCACCAGAGCGGUCACGGAGCAACAGGAGGAACUCACAGCUGACACUUGCUUGCCCGUUUUCCAGGUGAGAGCAAUGGUACCAUCUACUCCAUCUGGGCGACCCUACCCCCCCGAGGGGCCUCUCAUUAAGAUUGACAUCCCAAGAAAAAGAUACCCUGCAUGGGAUGCCCAUUUUGUAGACAGGAGGUUAAGAAGAACUAUCAACAUCCUCCAAUAUGUCACCCCCACAGCUGUAGGUAUUAGGUAUAGAGAUGGACCUCUCUUAUAUGAGUUGCUACAAUAUGAAUCUUCACUUUAAAGCUCCUUAAAGCAAAAGUAAAAGAGGGGGACCUUAUUUUUGUUUACGGUAAACACAGAUCAUGAAACAAACACAAACCUUCAGAUAAGCUUUCUUUCUGGUUGCUGUAUGUAUAAAAAAAAAAGAUAUUCUCUAUGUUUUGUAAGUAAAAACAAAAAGAAAAACUUUUCUUUUGUUUUUUACACACAAGAAACAGUAUUUCAACUUCCACACCUAGGAUUCACAGGUGGAGAAGGAGGCAUCUCCACAUCAGUUUUAUACCGUACACCAAGUGUAGAACAUUAUUUAUGGGAUUGGUGCUGAUUGAAAAAUAAAAAAAAAAAACAAACAAACAAACCUACAACUGCCUUAUGCCCUUAGGUGCUGAGUUUCAUUAAGUACUGUCACCUUUCUCAUGCAAAACUCUUUGAUGAUUACAUGCCAGGAAAAAAACCAACCAACUGAAAUGCAAACCUUAAAAUAAAAAAAAAAAAAAUUAAAAAAAAAAAAGGAAAAAAUGAACGACGACAACAACAAAAAGAGAGAAAUAUAUGAAAAAAAAAAUCUUGUUGCUCUUAUUGGAUUUUGCAGAAAAAACCCAAAUGUCUAAAGAUAAGAAAGGAAAGCCAAGACACCCCCAGUGGAGUUUGAUUUUUCCAACAGCUGAAAGACAAAAUCAGGUCUGUAACUCAAUUUGGCAAUGUGUUUAUAACACCAUUUGGCCAAGCCUGCAACCCUUGACCAAGUCGUGUUACAAACGCAAUCCCACCAUGUAACCGUUUUCCUUGUGUAAACAGGCCAUGCGGAAUGGUCGGUUUGCACCAGAUUAAUGUGGUAAUACAGUAUCUGAUCUUGUUUUGAACAACUGCACACGCUAAAGUGCCACUGUCCUCAGUGGAGUAAAUAACACCCGUCUGAGCCCAGAAUAAGGCCUGCCACCUUGAUUUCUGGAAAAUAAGAAAUCUGCAAACAUUGAAAUUAUAUAUACCAAAAACAUUAUCCUAAAGUACAUUUACACAUAUCCAAUAACUAUUUCAGUAAUAAUAAAACUCAGCAUAGUAGCAAAAAGCGAGUCAAUUUAAAGGCACAAUACUUGAUCAGUGACUGGCGAAAUAAUUUGACCUACUGUAUCAUUUUAAGGCUGUGAAAGGCAUACAUGUAUUAUUUGUAAUCUCGUGUAAGACCUGUCAUGUCUCAUUCAGUGCGAGCCUUAAAGUGAUUGUAAAGCAUCCUUCGUUCCAUUUUGGGAUUUUGGGGUUUUGAUUUUUGUUCUGUUUUGUUUUGUUUUUAAGGAAAACAAAACAUGAAAAUCGGGAUAAAAAAAAACACAAACAAACAACAACAAAACAACCAACAAACUUCUUCAAACGGUAAUAACCUGUAAACUGACUCACGUCUCGAGAUGAUUUGGUGCUUUGUAUUUUUGUUGAUGUUGUUGUUGUGAUUUAGCUGAGAAUUCUUCAACUCGGUACAUGUGGGGAACUGCUGAUAAAAACUGUCUCGUGUCACCCUCUACUGUAAGUACAUGGCGAGAAACACCACCAGAGGAAAUUCAAGAGUGUAGUGAGAACAUCGUGGUUUAGCUUAGCCUUCUCACCGCAAGGAGAUGCUGCCACCUCUGAUGAUGGCAAAGCCUAGACAGUCACCUGCCAAGGGCUGUGUGGGUGUCUGGACGUUUCCAAACAACCCGCUCGGUGUCUGAACAUUCACAUCUCUCUGAUUCUGUUUCUGUGCUGGAAUCUCUUGUUUCGAGUUAAAUCACGGGUUUGCGUCUAUCCAACACCCUUUUGCAUUUCAAGAGUAUUGCUCCUUUAAAGGAAUAUUCCCAUUUCAGGGCAUCUUUUCAAUCCCACCAUCCCUCUACUUGGGAGGGGAAAAACAACAACAAAAUGAGAAAUUUUUAAGUGAAUGCUGUAGUAUUUUCUGUGUGUAAUUGCUAUUUUUUAUUCCAGAAAUACUGUAACUGUCUAGGGUGCAAAACUCCCAUGCUGACCUAUUCUGAAGAGAAGAUCAGCAUGGGGGGGAUAUUUUUUAAUUAUGAUUAUGAUUUUUUUUUAUUUGAUGAAUCAGUUGGUUUUUUUAAUUAUAAUAGUAUUUAAAGAAACUAGUACCAAUUUUAUAUAACAGUUUAAAGAAGCUGAAUGCUUUCUUCGCCUGAAUAUACCUGAAGAGAAACAUUUUUUUCAAUCAGUGAUCCUUUGCAGUGUUCUGAGAAAAUGUUGGGAUUUCUUCAGUUGUUUCAUUUUGUUUUGUAAAGAAAACUUUUAACUGGUGUCUAUCCCUUUCAAGGAGGGCAGGACUCAUUCACGCUAAACUAUAGACACAUGGCAAAGUUUAUAAGAAGCCAAAUUGUCACUGGUACUGUAAUUCCCAGUCAAACUCCAUUUCAGGCUAAUGUUUCUGGGCUCUGAUUGCAACCAAUAUGAUGGUCACAUUUUCGUGCAAAGGGAGGGAUUUUUGUCUUGUCAUCCCUAUCUAAAUUCCCAGUCCCUUGUUUACUGUGCACGUAAAUACAUAUAUAUGUACACACACUUAUAUGUAUUUGUGAAAAGCUUUCAUUUCCCUCCUCCACUGUCUGUGUCCCAUAACCAGUCCCUCCUCAAGUGUCCUACUAACAUUUCACCCUGUUUCUUCCCUAAUCAAUACGCUGUCUCCAUAAAAGAGAGGUAAUUUGUGAAGUGAACUUGCUGACCCCAGCUACUGAGUCAUAAAAACACAGAGGUGCCAUCCUUGAGCAACAGGCCUGCACUUCUCCUCCCAGAACUUUCUUUUGUCUUACCUUUUAUAUUAGCGUAGACGUACUCUGAUCCAGUUCCCUGAGAUUCACACCCUCCACAAAGACUCUCCACGGUCCUUCCAUGAAGACCUCUCCUCUACACAUCUGCAUUUCAUUGACAAAAGCAUGAGAAAGGAAUGGAUGGCAAACAACCCUGCUGUUCCUCAGGGACCUUUUCUCCAGGAGAUAGCAUUCUUAUUUUCAAAAGCACCAUGAGAAGGUCCCCCUCCCUGAGCUUGUCAACCUUGAGGUCUGGUUUGGAGGUGUCAUCCCACUCCCUGGCCACACUGAAUGGCCGGACUCUGCAGCUUUGCACCAGGACAGUGAAAUGAGUCAACGAGCCAAGGCACACUCACCAGGAGUCAAGGAGGAGACCCUUCAGUGUUGCCUCUCACGAGUAUCUGCAGCCUGCCUUCCCUCAGGAACGGGACCCUUGCUCCAGACCACCAAACCAACAGCCGUCCUCUCCAUCCCGUCAUGGGAGCAGAGGGGCAAAACACUCUAGAAGUGACCUUACCUCUCAAUGCAGUGCUAAUUUCUCACAGCCAAACCAGCUUGACUAAGGGCUUGACACACUCCCGCUCCAGUCCUCCUUCGUGGCUCAUGGUAUGGAUAACAACGAAGGCAGGUGCCUCCACUGCGUGUUAAGACUGUUUCAUUACGCUUAGUUGCAUAAAUUUUCUGCCUCUGCUAUUAGCUUUCUUUGAAUGAUAUCCACUGGCAUCUUGAUUUAGCAAGAGAUUUCCAGUGAGAGCCUGUGUCAGCCCUGAAGAACUGUUUCUCUUUGAAGGACUUCAUUACAGCCUUAACGUAAAUCAUGUGCUCUACCACUGCACCCGAUGAGUUCAUGGUGGGCAGUUUGGUGUGGGAACCAUUUCCUCUUGGGAUUAUCUGUGAUCUUGUUGCCAAACAGCGCCUUUUGCCAAGCCAAGAGCUCAGGGAGGAAAAUUACCCCCAGCUUUUUAUUGGUACUAAUCCCGAUGCUCAGAGUCUAGUCCUCUCCUCCUGUUGUUUUGAGUGUGGGUUUUUUUUUUUUUCCCCCAGGGUCUCUUUGAUUUUUGCUGUGCACUUUGGCAGGAUGGUCAGUGACUUGUUUGGUUUCACUUGGGUUUUAACGCUGCCGCUUCAGCCUGGUAGCUUAGUUAUACACCAUGUCACACUUUCUUGCCAGAAGAUACUGCAUGAGGGGUUUUUCAGACUGUCACGGAGAUGGUUGAGUCCAUAUUUAUUCACAUCACAAGAUCAGUGGGCAACUUCUCUGGCAGGUUUCUGCUGCUGGAUUCACCCUGGGAUCAUCUAAACCAGCCAACUGUGCUGUGCCAGGGCAAAGCUGGGGCAUGAGGGCUCCACCAUCCCCGCUGUUCCAUUGUUCAAAACUCCCUGGCAUGGUUUUGACCCACUCCGACGGGGCAUGGACGCUGGCCAGAGACCAUUUCCAACCAGCAGUUUGGAUGCAGCCACUCCGUAUUGGGGGUGAAAGAGUUCAGUAGCGUGGAUGUGGCCAGCACUUGUCAGUUGGCUUCAUGGCCAGAAUGGAUCCUGGCAGUGCUUAACUUACUGAUAAAGAUAUAACUGUAUGCCACAGACCAGGAUUCAGGACUUGGUGGAGUACAUCCGUUCUGAUCUGGCGUUUUUCUAUUUUCUGCCUGAUUCAAUGGACAAGAUAUUUUUUCGGUUCACAUUGGUUCUUUUUUGCUGAGGUUAUUCUGCAAACAGCGUCACUUUUAUGGCGCUGAUGUCAACCCAUCCAUCCCUCCAUCCAUGUCAGAUGGCUAGCAUGCUUAGCGUGAUAGUGCUAUACAUCUGUAGGCAGCUAAUUUGGAGACAGGAAUGAUUCAGACCAGACCAAAUCAGCAAUGGGAAUACAGGAAAUUAUAAGCUCUGAGCCCAUGCCCUUGUCAUGCUUUGCCACCCACACAAGGCAUUUUUCAUCCGCAGCAUAUCCAACCUGAACUGCAGAAGAGGAGCCAAUGUUGUAUAAUUACCAGGGGAAAGUGCAAGCAAGCCACCAAUUUCAAGUGUAAAUAUAUAUAUUUUCAGUGUUUUGGAUUGAAGCUAAUUGUCUGCUUCAUCCUAUCCUUCUCUGCACCUGCCAAAGUAUGUAGUCAUUUGCAUGUAUUUUUAUUUAAAGCUGACUAGAUGAAACAGGACAAAAUUAAUUUCAAGCCUUAGUCAGUAGUCUGUUAAAACCUGGCUGAUGCUGCUCACGAGGGGAGUGUUGAUACUGACUUUCAGAGAGUAAUCAUCCUGUGCUUUUCAGAUAUAUUUUUAUACACACAAGAUUCACUUCACAAUUUAUCCCUGCUCCUCAUUCCUACACAGAAUGCAUGACACACCUGUCACCCACAUACCUACAGCAUGACUAAACCUCCUGAAGAAAAUGUGGUCUGAGGUUUGUCCAGUGUGAUUCCAUUGAAGCUCAGAGGUGCUUUGGAAAGGAAAACUUACUACUGUGCAUUUGCAAAACCUUUUAGUGCCUGCUUGCUGGGCAGCUUGGGCAACAGACAAUUUGGAAGCUGCCGGAGUCAGUGGAAAAUUGUGGAGACAGGCUUUUCUAGGAUAUUUUCUUCUUUAACUGGGUUAGCUUUUCUCUGGAUUCUGUUCAGAUCAAAUGUGGUCAUGCAAAAAACCCCCAGAAAACAAAAACCCAAAUAACCAUGACAAAAUAAGGUCUAUGCCAAUCCCCACCGAAGCUGCGGUAGUUGAUGUUAGGUGGUAGGGAUGAUGUGAACUCUGUUGUGUACCCUUUGCUUGCUGAAGCUUGCAUGUUGUUAUUUUGGCAGUUGUCUAAAGCCCUGGGGCUUUGGGGAUGGUAGUUUCCCAGGGUUAUGAUUGCUGUUUUUCUUUUUCCUUGGAGCUCAGGUGUAUUCUGGUGCAGAGAAUCUCAGCCUGGUUUGAACGAGAAGAUUUGAGGCUAUCCGAAAUUGACGUGGGCAAACCUUUCACUGUGUGCAGAGCACAUUUCCAGACCUUUGGGUACCACUAGAGAUUGUUGCAAUCCACUGAUUUCUCCAUGAGUACGUUCAGAAUGGCUUCAUUGUUCUGUUGUGUUUGAACUUGUGAAUGAUGUUGCGGCGGCUCUUUUCUGUUGAGGUGUGAUGUGAAGGAAGGUGGGAGCCUUCCUGCUGUGCUAGAGAUUGCCUGUGUUCAACCUUUGUUCCUCACUUGAAGCUCAGGCAGUAGGAUAAUGAGAAAAACAAGAAAAUGAGAUGACAGAUAGCUGCAUAUGUCCCAUAGGCUCUUCACUGAUGAGGAGGGAGGCAAUUGGUGACAAUUAAAAUACAUCUGAAUAAACCAUCUGGACCUUAGUGUAUAUUCAGACAUACACACAACCCAAGUGGAAUGUGACAUUGUUGAUAAAAUAAUGUGAAUAUCAUUUCCUGUUGGACAUUAAAAAACUAAAAACCAAACCAAACCAAGAACCACAACAAAACAAAGCACUGGAGCAGACAAAAAGGAUUUGAAAGCAUAAACUUUCAAAAGCAUAAACUUUACUUCCACCACCACAUCCCCCUCCCCGCCUUUGGGACACAUGCAGCAAAGCAACUGUUUGAAAACCAGGCACUUCGUAAUAACGCCGAGUUAUUUGCAUUUGUGCGAUGGUGUGUUUGUCAGAUGGUCUUUUACAGUGAGCGUAGAAAGUGGCCACGGUCUAAAACUCAUUGCAGAUCUCUGGGUGAUGGUACUCCUGGGUUUUGACCCCAGCUCUGCCACGAAUUUGCUGUGUAACCUUGGGCAAGUGAUUUAACCUUUCUGUGCCUACAGUUUACCCAUCUGUACAUGGGUAUAAUAAUAUUUACCUACCUCACAGGGGUGUUGUGAGGCUUAAGUAAAUGCAUGUGAGAGGUGCUGGAAGUGCGCCGUAAAAACUUAAUUCUUGCUGGGUUCGUGCUGUUAUCAGGAAUGAGCAGUAAAGGGGCUUGUUACAAUGCGCAGAAGGAAAACCUGCUGGUGCGUGCAUGUGUUGAGAAAGUGAUCUUAAGUCUUUUCUCUCCCCAAAAGCAAGGAAUGGAGAAGAUUGUUGUGCGCCAACUGAAUAACCUUGCUUUCCUGGUCAAAUAUAAUAGCACUGUUUGCAAUAUUAUUUUCUUACAAAACAGGUGACCUUUCCCUUUUCCUUUCUGUUUCUGGAAACUUGAAACUAAAGAUCACAAAAAUAUUUCUGAACCUAACAGAUUACUGACGAAUACUUGAAUUUCUUUAAAAGUUGCUCUCAUCAGCCACGGUUAAUGUGCACUAAUCUUUCAGUCAUCAGCUUCCAUCUGAAUACAGUGAAAAAUUUGCUCACGCAGUUUUGGAAUAGCCCGGACCUUAUUUGGGAGGCUGGUAUACUGUUUGCUGAGGACUCUUGUAGGCAUGGGAAAACUAGAGUCUCAACCGAUAAACACAUUGAGUAUUUUUUCUUUCUUUUUGUUUUUGCCUUUUAAGUUUCUUGACUGCCUAAGACAGCACAAUAAUUGCAGUUUACUUGGUUGUACAGUAGCUUUCUUUUGAACUUUUUCCUUACCACGAAGGGCGAAGGUGGGUUGUGAAGGGAUAAGCUAGACUCGACGCUGCUCACGCAUGACUCUUCUCAAAGUACCGACUUUCCUGGAGAACAAUCCGUGCCACAUCCAGAGAGACUAGACCAGGCCUGCCUUCACCGUCCUCCACAGGCAAAACUUCCGUUGCCGUCCACGGGAGUUUUGCCUGUUGAUUCUGUGUCCAUCGAGGUGGAUUCAUCCCUGGUUGAACCCAAAGACACGCGGGCAAAACCCAGGAUAACUUUCUUUAGAAUGAGGGAAGGGAUAGAAAGCCUGGCGGGGUAUUGUGGUUUUGAGCCAAGUGUUUCUCUUGUCUAACUGUCCUGACCAUGAUAGGAUGUCUCUUUCAGAAAUGCAAUGCGAGGCAAGGCUCCCUGCUCCCUUUUAGAAAAGCCUUUUGAAGCCUAUUCAUGCACUCCUUACUCAGGCAAAACUCCUGGGUUUUGUUGUUGGGUCUGGUUUUCUCUCCUGAGUAAGGACUGUGAAAUCUGGCCUGUUCUGGAUAAGGGGGUGGUGGUUCAGGCGGCCGUUGUCUUCUCUAACCCGAGACUUGCCUUGCAUGAAGCAAGAACGAAGCUAGGAAACCCUCCUCCUCCAGCUCUGUCUUGGUCUGCCAUGUAACUUCCCUGAGUCUUUUCUGCACCCGCCGUGGGGAGGUAGUUCGAAAUCUUCUGGCUACAUGGGCCAGGCUCUUCUAUGUGACUAACCAGGCAGCUGCUUAUCUUCCCGCUGGGGCAGAGCAAAUUCAGAAGCCCUACUCUUGCAGAUGGGCUGCUGCUCAUCUGCAUCACCUUUGGGUCUGCUCCUUCCCCAUUCUUCUCCCCAGCCAUUUAUUUGCCCUGUUUUAAGCACUCAGCUCGGUGCUUCUGGGUUCUUUUUAUUGCUUCUGUUACAAAAAAGAUUGAAGCUGGGGAAAAAUCAGCAAUGUAACUCCUUCGGUGCUAUGCUAACUGCUUUGUUCAACCCAACCAAAUGCUGGCCAACAUAUAGAUUUUCCCUAAGAAAGCAUCACACAUCUGUGUCUUGAACAGGGAUGAACUGAGAGGGGUGAGAGAGGGCAAGUGUGGUUUUGAAAGCAAUUAAAGUCUCAUGUGUAUCUAGUAGACAAAAAAAAAAAGAUGUAAACGCAGACUGCUUUCAAAGCUAGCUGUCACCCACCUCAUAGAAGUAAAUAGGAUAUAGCCUAUAAGGUAUUGAGGGCAUUAUAUAUAUACAUAUAUUUAUUUAUUUAUUUAUUUUAAACAAAAUAAAAAAGACAGAAAGUUCACCUUAUCAAUAAAUCGCCCUUUAAUUUUCCUGAAAAUGUACUGUUCAACAGUAAAUACAUCUGGCUGUGGUUGCACCCAGUCGUUUUACUUUGACCCACUUCAGCAGCAAUGGCUACUUUAACUGCAAAGGUGAAAAAGCAGGAGGAGAGCGAGAACUCCUCCUGCUAUAUAUUAGGCCUGAUGGGAAGUGGGUGGCUAUGAAUUUUCGGGAUUAAAGGGACUAAUCGACAUGUAUGUCUGUGUCUAUAUACACAGUCCUGUGGAAAUAUAGAAAAGCAUACAUGCCAUGUUACUGCAACAGCAUAUAUGUUUUAAUAUAUAUGAACACAUUGUGAAUUCCAAAGGGCUUUUUGAGAUGAGGAAGGUAGUUUCUGGUGUGAGGUGCUAGCAAUUUGGGAUUUGCAAGCAGGGUUGAAAUAAAUAUUUCUUGUGUGGUUUUGCUGGUUUUUUUUUAAAGUAAAAACAGGGGCAAAAGACCAUCAGAAGUUUAAGGCCCUUCUGAGGAAAUGUUGUACCACCUGAUCUUCCACUUCUUCAGACAUUUGGAAGCCAAAAUUGGGCCAAACGCAGUGUCAGUAUAAAUCAGUAAAGCUCCAUUGAUGUCCAGGUGCCUCCUUACACUCCCUAUGCUAAAAACAGUCAUUUCUGCUGGUGCUAGGGAUGCCCAAACUGGGUCCUACUGGGUCUUUUUAGAAAAAAAAAUAGUUUUUUUCUAUAAUCUGUGAUAAUAGAUUUCUUGUUUGAGCUUGUAGAUUUUGUCAAAACCCAAGCAAAACUGGGACAAAAUCAGUAGUUUCUUUCCGGGUGGAGCCAUCUGAGUGUAGCACACCCCUGACCUACAUGGGGGCUUCGUAGUCUCCGGCUGUAGCUAAGGAAGAGAUGGUUUCCCCUUCCACCAGGAUCACCACUGCCCUGAGAACAGCCCUGCUAACACACGCAGCCAACUGGGUCCUCCUUCGCAGGGAUUAAACCCCCCAAAUCUGAUUUCCAUGCCCUUAGAAUUGAAACACCAAAAGCCACUCAAAGGGAAUGAUUAUUGUUUUCUCUCCAGAUGUCAUUCCCGCUCAUCAGUCACAAGGACAAGCAGCUCACAUUUUCCUCUCUAGCUGUAUUUACCGAUAAAACUCACUGCCAGUGCCAGAGCCUCCUUCCCUCAGACCCAGCUGAACACCACCUGUGUGCCGCCCCCGUCUUUCCUCCCCUUCUUCCACCUUAAAAGCAAACACUGUUUUCCUCCCUAAGUAGUGAAGAGCCAGGACAAAUGCCAGCUGAUUACACCUGCAAUCUGUUCACUUCAGGAUUUUAUUUCAGUUUCUGAGGGCGUACGAGUACACACAGGGACACGCACCUGCAGAAAUUUCCAUAGCCUGAAGUUGAAGCCGCUUGACUUCAAUGGACCUGCUCUGAGCUGGCACUGCCGCAAGGGAAACUACACACCAAGUGUUCCCCAGGCGACCCCCCUCAAAUUACCGCAGUUUCACACCAUUCCCAUAUAACCUGUUUCUUUUCCAACAAUUUCUGAAGCCUGCGUAUCAGUCAACAAAUUUAUGAUGGAGAAGUAAUAGGGAAAGUGGACUGGUUCACACUUAUCCAUAGACCUCCAAGUACAAUUCAAGCAAUUAAAAAAGCCUUAAAUUGGGUGUAAUUGCAGCCAUUUGGAGAAGAGCUGUGAUACGUCAUUUCUAAAAAAGUGCCUAAAUAGGUACUGGAGCCAGAUCCCUUGGACCCCAUCUUUUCUGUGUAGGGAGAGUGAAAGGGAAGAGAUUUUACAUUGAACAUCAAAGUUUGCCAUUAGCUACCAAAUCUGCCCCCUCCCAAAAUGGAUCUAAAACUUUUUUUUUUUUAAUUUGGUGGAAAACAUUUUUCUCUCAGAAAGAAACCCAACAGUUUUUGCUAAUGUUUCCACUCUGCAAACUUUUUUACCAUUCCAGCCUUUUGUUCCAAUGAGGAAUGGGAAGUAGUUUCAAAAGUAGUUAAAUUACUCAGGGAGGGACUGUUUCACAUCUAGGUCUGGUGACUUCCACUCAUGUCAUCGGGCCAAGUUCAGACCAUUUCACUAAAACCGAUGUAAUUACCCAGUAUGAAACCAGGAUGAGAUAAUAGUUGGGGGUGAAGCCCUUGUGUGGUCUCCUGUGUGUUCCGUAUCACAGGCCAACAGUGAUCAGUGAUGUGAACCUGACAUUGCACGCUCCAUUAUGGAGCUGUUCCCCUAAAACCAGGAUUUUCACAAUAAGGCUAUAUAUUUUGGAGGCUUUGAAUGACUUUUUUGAUUGCAAGGAAAUUUCAUCCCUUUGGUGUAUGUAUUUUUGAAUGCACUGCCAUAUACAGGAGGUAAAAUCAUGGUGCCUGAAAGACACAUGUUCUUUCUCCAUCUCUGCUAUGGGCUGUUGGUUGGUAAAGCUGAGGAGAUUUUAGGAUUGCCACUGCUGGCAGAUGUAAUAUAUUCCCUCCCUAGUACCAUUGGCCUGUGCUCCAGGGCAUGUGAUAUUGAAAUGGUCAAGCUGUUGCCUAAGUCCCAUCAAUAAUUCCACCUCCAGCCCUGGAUCUCUGCCACACUCAUCCCAAGUGUUGCAAUGUGGGUUUAAAGGUCCUUGUCCACCCUACAAAAGUGCUGGGAAGACAGACUAGUUACAUACUUCUUGUAAAGCUCUUGAGCACCUUCCAAUUGAAAGGAAUCCUGAAAUUCCAUGGUAUCCUCUCAAAUUAGCUUCCAUCCUAGGAGCAUUUUUGAUUAGUGAAUUUUGAUAGUACUGGAAAAUUGGCACAGCCAUGGAGAACAGCACAAUUUAAAUACUUGUAUUUCAGAAGUGGCACUUUUUCCAUAAGCAUUGAAAUUUGACUAAUCAUUGCUGGAACUCAUUGUUAGCGUUCAAAAUGCAGAAAAUACUCUUGCACUUGAUUCCUCAGAUAAACAAAAAUAUUCAAAUUCUCCAAUCACUACAACGGUAAAAAGAAGCUAUUAAAGCAGGACACCUGGCUUUUUCUAAUGUUUUUGAAUGCAGUAACCUGUAACCACUGAAUAUUGUCCGUUUGCUUUGCAGUAGGUACACUGGGACUGCAGCCAGGCUUAGGACUCCUUUGUGCUCAGCACUUUACCAAAACACGGAGGGACAUGGACCUGCCCCAAAAGAGCUGGCAGUUUCACCGGGGUUGUUUGUGUGACCUUGAGCAAGGCAUGUAACUGCUCUGUGCCUCAGUUUGCUCGUGUGAAACGGGAGGUUACACCUCACAAGAAUGAUGUGAGGAUUAUUUAGUCAGUGUUGGUGAAGCGCUUCAAGACCUUAACAUCAGAAGUGCUGUGAGACAGUGGUGGUGCUGGGCAGAGCAGGACAAAGCAAUGCAUCAUGUCACCUCUCCCUUGUCUCCAUGUAUCUCGGCAGAGAUGAAGAGGAAGGCUGAUCUGAAAUCGGGUUUCUCUAGAAGAACUGGCACAACCCAGCCAAGAUGCCACAUUAAGCUUUUGGGGAGUGCUUUUCUCCAUCCCCUGAAAUGCUCCGCUCUCCCUUUGGAAAGCAUUUAGGGAAGUCAACUGAGGAGCCAGGGGUUUAGCACAGUCCCAUUGGGUCAUGAAGUUGGAGAAAGCAGAGCUGGAAAGAGCAUGUGAGUCAUCAGGUGCAUUCCCAAGAGCUCAUGACACAUGCUUCCCCUUGUCUUAUUGUCACCUUAAAUCCUGUCUGGUUGGAAAUCUUCCAAAGAAGGGGUUUGCUCACCCCAGACCCUCUUGAUCAGGCAUGUUAGACAGAAAUAAUGGUCUCGGUUUUCCUAGUAAGAAGUACAUUUUUUGUUAACUAAGUUGAAACUCAGUCAUGCCCAUGCCUUGAAUCUUGCCUUAGUAGCUGAAUUCAGCCCAUUCUGGACCCAGGUCAUUCAUCUGAAGUUGUCCUUCCAGUGCCAUUCUGACCCAGCGUGGCUUGCAGGUUUAGAUGCCCAUUCAUCCAAGUUAGCGUCAAGGAUCUGCCAGUUCAGCUGGGAGAGGCUGGCUCCUUCCUAGGUCACUUCUGCACGUGAGCCAUCCUUACUGGGGGUCUAGAGAGUCUGUGAUCCAAAUCAGACCCCCAAAAGUCGAUCUGAAUGAACAAGGAAAACUACUAGUCCUGCCACAGGCAACUCCUUUUCUCCCCGACAGCAGUGUUUCAACACCUUAUCUAGCUUCUGCCAGCAAGCUGCACGCAUGGUGCUUGGGAGACACAAGGACUGCCAACAACCCCUGCUCUGAGCUGGCCGAGAGAAGCGGCCGAGGGCAGACCCGACCCUCCUUUAUGUCCCAUGAGCAUGUUUCUGCCGAUCCUGGUGGUGGUGCCCUUGAUUUAGUGCAUUGCUGCCAGGAGCAGGGGCAGGUUGCUUGUCAGUAGCUGUCUGAAGCACAGGGGUGGUUUAGAUGGGCUGGGCUGACAGGUGUCAACACGAUACAAAACUGGUGCUAUUAACUUGGCAUAGAGUGCCUGCGAGUCUCUUCUUUUUCUGUUUUCGAUCACCAAGCAAUUACCUUAUGCAUGGGAAGCCUGUGGUUUAUAGUGUUUCUAGCGACUUCUCAUUUUACUGGAGGGCUCCAAGUAUGUACUCUGUCUUACUCCCCAGCUCUUCCUCUGUUUUCUUUGUCUUGGAGGGCAGGGGGUGUGUGUGUGCGUGUGUGCUUGAGCGCGAAUUUAUGAGUAAAUGAAACAGAGCAAGGGCCAACCAAAACAUUUAGUGCAAUGGAAGUUUUGACCGAGUAAGGAGUGAAUGAGAACACGGGCUAAGACCUUGGAAAACCAGACGUGUAGGUUUUGAUCUCCAUCGCAGUCUGGCGGGACUUCUGUAAACCCAUCAAGAUCAUUGUCUGUGUCCAAGAAAAUUUAUUUUCUGGGCUCCUGGUGAGUGACAGAUUGAGAUGUUCAAGACAGGGCUCCACAGAGGCAUGAGGUCAGACUUGCUGAGCACCUUUGACUUCCCCUGGUUUGGUGGCAGCUGAAGGCAUCCAGCACAUCCCAGGAGGCAGUCCAUCGAAGGUUGUGCCCUGUUUAUGUUUAGUUCAUGCUUUGAACCUUCAAGGCUCAAGUCUGCUUUCCUUACACUGGUGCAAGCAUGCUGAACAUGGCAAGAUGUGGUCCUUUUAAUUUAGGAAGGCUGUUAAAACAUGUCCAAAGUGCUAGGUGAGAGCUCGCAAAAUCAACAUGCCCCUUAAAAGACCAAAUUGUGGUCUCAGUUUCACCAAGGCACCAGCCACCCUGCAUGAACCCCACUAUUUUUUCGGGGAACACCCUGGUUUUUCUGCCGUCAGCGAGGCCAGAAUUUGGCCUGGCCCCACCUGCCCUCAUUAACUCCAAAAAGCCCUUGAUGUUUGUUGAUGAUGGCUGUGUUAGGGCAGCGACAUUUCAAUUUUCGAAACCCUGUGGUGCCUUUUCUUGUGGUGCUUACUCUUCACAGGACUUCAGUCAAGGCAACCACUUGCAUCAAACAGCAACGCCAGUACUUUUCCUCUGUAUUAUGUGCCAGUGCAGUAACAGAUUUUAAUGUAUACAUAUAUAAAUAUAGAUAGAUAGAUAGAUAUAUUGCUACGGUUAUAAUUAUAUAUAUAUAAUUGAGGUUCUGAUGCCACUGUAUGGGGAAUGGACCAUUCCUCUGCAGGAUUAUACACUGCUGGAGUGAAACCAACAGCUCAACGUCCUGUAAAGCGUUACGACCUUGGCAAGGAGCUUCUCUUUCCUGCGUUCAUUUCUCCAGCUCCCCUCUCUCCGCCCGCCCUUCUCCUCCCUGCUCCCAGAAGUGCGCUGGGAAAGCUGCUGUUUCGCACCAUAGCAAUUUCUCCCAGGAUCUCUCCCCAUCACUGGUGUAUGCUGCAAGGCAACAUCUUCCUCCUGCCGCGGCGUAGGGAGAUGUCCCCUUGCUGUGAAGGGAGGACGAUGGGGCCAGCAGGGCAGCAUCCCAGGGUGGCGUCCCACGGCAGCAUCUUUGCCUUUCCUUUGCACUGAGGUGAUGCAACCCACUAGGUGCUGAGCGGCGUUAUUCCCCCACAAGUGAAACCAUCCGCUGGUGAGCCUGUCCAUCUCAGCUUCCCCAGCAAGACAGCAACUUGGUGUAUUUAUUUUUUUUUUUCCUCUUUGGAUGCGCGGUUUCCCGCGCGGCUCCGAGCAAGGCGAGCGCCACAGCCCUCACCAAAGGAGAGGAGGGAAGCUGGCGAAGGUGGUUUGCUUUGCUCACGCAAGUAGUUCUGCCUGACUUCAGGGCGGGGAUUUUUUUUGGUCAGAGGACUGCUGGGUUGGGCCAAUUGUCACCUUAUCGUUACCUUUGAAGUAUUGCUGAAACUGUGGGUAAAUGAUAGAACAGAUGUUGAGCAAAGGUAUUUUCUACUAAAGGGAACACCACCAAUAAUACUGUAAAAGGUGCUAGAAUCAAACCUCAUUUUAUAUACUUUAGUUCUUAGAGAAAAAAAAAUAAAAUACACAGAAUUCUUCCUGUGCAGCCUUACUGUAGAUUGUUAUAACCAACUCUUUAUCCAAAAAACAAAAAAAAUGAAAAGGUUAAAAAAGGACAAAAAUGAAGUGAUCCUGUAUAAAGUGUAACAAACAUGACUUUCCUAUAUAAAUGUAAAUGAUCAGACAUAUAUUAAAAUGCACUUGAAGCAGGCAGCAAGCAUGAAAAGCUUUUGAAGCAUCCUUUUUAAUGCACAACACCUAUGUUUUUUUGUUUGGCUGGUGCAAGAGGGAACGUGCCAAGUCUCUUUUAUUUCUUUUUAAUUCUGUUUGUUACUCUGAGGAAAAGGAAAGAGAGAUGGAAAGGGGGUGGUAGGUUUAGGUAGCAUGUAAACCUGGAAUAUUCAUCUCAAAUUGUUUUGGGGUUUUGUUUUGGUUUGGUUUUAGUUUAUGAUGUUGGUAACAGUGUUUGGACUCACACUUCAUUACUCAAAUGCUUUUGAAAGCUUUGUUGCCUGUCCCAGGUGCUAAGCAUAACUAUUACCUCAAUAACACUUACAGAAAAAAGUCAAUUGUUUUUCCCAUCUCCAGAAAAUUAAAGCAAACAAGUGACAACAACAAAAAAACCAACCAAACAAACAAAAAAGAAAAUGCAAACAACCAGCAGUGAAUGAAGGAAUGAAAAUUAAAAAAGAAAGAAGUCAAAGCAGAGAUUUGAUGAUCAAACGGAGCCAUUCUGGUGCUUUUCCCCUUUUUGUGUUGCUAAUGAUCAAAAUUACAUGAGAUGGGCUUAGACAAGUUUGUGGUCUUAGGAUGUAGCAAAAAAUGUAUUUAAAAAGAAUACAAAUUUGCAUGGAAAAAACUCUGAUGGAACAUUUAAAGAAUGGCUGUUUCAGUGUCAGACGUUUAAUGUUAGCAUGUGUGUGUGCUGUAUAUACCUUUUCAUGUGUAACAUGUACAGUUGACUGAGGAAAAAAAACAUAUGGAACCGAACAAAAAAAUAAUAAUCAAAUGCUA